This is a messenger RNA of Arabidopsis lyrata subsp. lyrata, 1608 nucleotides long. RefSeq names its product aminoacylase-1. The record is from RefSeq and is a predicted model, not a curated record. Gene Ontology annotation, biological process: amino acid metabolic process. The transcript is spliced from 4 exons. Gene Ontology annotation, cellular component: cytoplasm. Gene Ontology annotation, molecular function: aminoacylase activity. NCBI's taxonomy places the organism in Eukaryota, Viridiplantae, Streptophyta, Magnoliopsida, Brassicales, Brassicaceae. Bases 26 to 1345 code for a protein of 439 amino acids.
AAAAAAACCUUUGAACUUCCCAUUCAUGGCGGUCGCUUCUCUUCUCUGGACUCUCUUCCUCUUCUCCAUCAUCUUCUCACUCCAAUCCUCUUCCUCCUCCUCCUCAGAUACACCAAUAACACGAUUCCAACAAUACCUCAGAUUCAACACCGCUCAUCCAAACCCUAACUACACCGCACCAGUCUCAUUCCUCAUAAACCAAGCUCAAUCCAUCGGUCUCACUGCUAAAACCAUCGAAUUCGUCUCUGGUAAACCAAUUCUUCUCCUCACAUGGCUAGGCUCAAACCCUAACCUCCCAUCAAUUCUCUUCAACUCUCACCUCGACUCAGUCCCCGCCGAAUCGGAGAAAUGGAUCCAUCCACCAUUCUCAGCUCACAAAACCAACGAUGGUCAUAUCUACGCUCGCGGCGCGCAAGACGACAAGUGUAUCGGAGUUCAAUAUCUAGAAUCAAUCAGGAAUUUGAAAUCGAGAGGAUUCGUUCCUCUUCGUACGAUUCAUAUCUCCUAUGUUCCUGAAGAAGAGAUCGGUGGAUUCGACGGGAUGAUGGAAUUCGCUGCGUCAUCGGAGUUUAGGGAUUUGAAUUUGGGAUUUGCUAUGGAUGAAGGACAAGCGAAUCCUGGUGAUGAAUUUAGGGUUUUUUAUGCUGAUCGGAUUCCAUGGAAUCUUGUUAUUAAAGCUGAGGGGAUUCCAGGUCAUGGAGCUAAGCUUUAUGAUAAUUCAGCAAUGGAGAAUUUGAUGAAGAGUGUUGAGUUGAUUUCGAAGUUUAGAGAGUCACAGUUUGAUUUUGUUAAAGCUGGUAAAGCUGCGAAUUCGGAGGUUAUCUCUGUGAAUCCAGUUUAUCUUAAAGCUGGAACUCCUUCUACUACUGGGUUUGUGAUGAAUAUGCAGCCAUCAGAAGCAGAAGCUGGAUAUGAUUUAAGGUUGCCUCCAAUGGCUGAUCCUGAUGUUAUGAAGAAAAGGAUUGCUGAAGAAUGGGCUCCUUCUAUUAGGAACUUGACCUACACGAUAAUAGAGAAAGGAAAGUUAAGAGACCAUUUAGGGCGACCUAUAAUGACUCCAGCAAAUGAUUCUAAUCCGUGGUGGUCUAUCUUCAAGCAAGCUGUUGAAGCAACUGGUGGAAAACUCGCAAAGCCUGAAAUCUUGGCUUCAACUACAGACUCUCGCUUUCUUCGCACUUUGGGAAUUCCAGUUUUCGGGUUCUCUCCAAUGACCAAUACUCCUAUUUUAUUGCAUGACCAUAACGAGUUCCUAAAGGAUACUGUAUUCAUGAAAGGAAUAGAAGUAUAUGAAUCGGUUAUCAGUGCUUUAAGUUCCUUUGAGGGAGUAUCUGAUCAAGUGAUUUGAAGCAUGUAUCAAUGCAAACAAUUGUGACACGCUGCUUUAAGAUGGUCAAGGCUCACAUUUCUAUGACCAAGAAGUGUAGCAGCUGUUUCAUCUGUAAGUUAUUUUUAUCGACAUUUACUCUGGUCUUGUUGCCCUAAAUGGCUGAUAAUAAUCCUUUGUAUAUAUCAAACAUUUGAUUUUUCUGCAUAAUUCUCAAAUGCUGAAGAGAAAUGUCAUUGGUGCUUGGAGCAUGAUUUUACAAAGUGUUGAUCUUUUGCUCUCAA